Notothenia coriiceps (black rockcod) is the source of this 3251-nucleotide messenger RNA. Its product is annotated as leucine-rich repeat serine/threonine-protein kinase 2-like. The record is from RefSeq and is a predicted model, not a curated record. Gene Ontology annotation, biological process: protein phosphorylation. Gene Ontology annotation, molecular function: protein binding; ATP binding; protein serine/threonine kinase activity. The transcript has 18 exons. NCBI's taxonomy places the organism in Eukaryota, Metazoa, Chordata, Actinopteri, Perciformes, Nototheniidae. The annotation marks the transcript as partial.
UUUGUCCAAACACAGGCCGGUGAUCGAGCUGCCUCACUGUGAGAACUCGGAGGUGAUCGUGCGUCUGUACGAGAUGCCGUACUUCCCCAUGGACUUCUGGGCGCGUCAGAUCAGCCGCCUGCUGGAGGUCUCCUCCUUCCUGCUCUGUGGAAGAGGUAAAGUGGUGCGGCCCAACCGGAUCUACUGGAGGAGAGGAGUGUACCUGAGCUGGUCUCCGGAGGCGUACUGUCUGCUGGAGGCCGCCUCGCUGGAGGAGAACCCCUCCAGCUUCGUCAGGAUCACUGUGCCCUCCUCACGAAAAGGCCGGGUGCUGCUGGGUCAGGUCGUGGACCACGUGGACUCGCUGCUGGAGGAGUGGUUCCCCGGCCUGCUGAACACGGACGUGCACGGCAGCGGAGAAGCUCUCCUGAAGAAGUGGGCGCUCUACAGCUUCCAGGACGGGCAGGAGAGGAGCCGGAUCCUGCUGGAGGACCUCUUCACCAAGUGUGAAAAUGAUUUCCUGCUGGUGAACCCGAAGGACCCGAGCUUCAAACUCCCCAUCUCUCAGAUCGCUCCGGACCUGGUGCUGAGCGACCAGCCGGCGGGGACCAUGCUGGACAGCGAGGAGCUGGAGGUGGACAUGGUUAAAGAAAACCGUCUGGGGGACGGGGGCUUCGGGACUGUCUAUCGAGGCGUCUACAAAAAUGAAGAAGUCGCCGUGAAAAUAUUCAACAAGCAUGCGUCUGAGUUUUACACCUACAGACUCCUCAGACAGGAGUUGGCGGUGUUGGGCCGCCUCCACCACCCCAGCCUGGUGGCUCUGCUGGGGGCCGGCUGCUCCCCUCAGGUCCUGGUGAUGGAGCUGGCUCUCAGAGGCUCUCUGGACUCCCUCUUUGAGCACGAGCACGGCAGCCUGAACAGGAAGCUGCAGCACAGGAUCGCCCUGCAGGUGGCCGACGGACUCAGGUACCUCCACUCAGCCAUGAUCAUCUACCGGGACCUGAAGCCGCACAACGUCCUCCUCUUCAACCUGAAGACGGACUCGGAGAUCAUCGCCAAGAUCACAGACUUCGGCAUCGCUCAGUACUGCUGCGCCAUGGGGGUGAGGAGCUCCGAGGGAACGCCAGGCUUCAGAGCUCCAGAGAUCGCCCGAGGGAACGUGAUCUACAACCAGCAGGCGGACGUGUUCUCGUUCGGCCUGCUGCUCUACGACCUGCUGACCUGUGGGGAGCGCAUCUCUGACGGCAUGAAGUUCCCCAGCGAGUUCGACGAGGUCGCCGUGCAGGGGAAACUGCCAGACCCAGUGAAACAAUACGGCUGCUCCCCCUGGCCGGGCCUCCAGGAGCUGAUGAAGGACUGUUUGAGGGAAAGUCCUCAGGCUCGACCCACUUCUGCUCAGGUGUUUGAUCGGCUGAAUUCGGGCCAGAUGUUGUGCCUGAUGAGGGAGCUGGUGGUCCCCCGUGCGUUCAACACUGAGUGCUUCACGGUGAGCUCUGGCAGCGGGGACGGACCCUCCAUCAGACACACAGCCUGGGUGGGGGGGGGCAGCAGCACCCAGAGGAGGGGCUUCAUCACAGCCGUGGACCUGGACACCAACGCAGUCUCUACACAGGACAUCGACACCAGUCCUGUCUUGUGUGUCGUGACCGUCCAAAUCCCAACGGAGGCCUGUGAUUGGCUGGUGGCUGGCACCCAAUCAGGGUACUUGGUGUGUAUCAGCACUGAGGACCUGUCGAAAUGGCACUACCUGCAGAGUGUCACUGACGCCGUCACCUCGCUCUACUUCCACGUGCACCCUCGUCGAGCCCAAAGAAAGAAUUACCUGCUGGUUGGGACCGCCAAUGGAGUCCUUACCAUCUAUGAGGACUCUGUACUAAAGCAGAAGAGCGGGCAGCCGGUGAAGUCGCUCACCGUGGGCAGUGGCAGCACGCCGCUCGUGUGUCUGGGUCAGUCCGUGUAUUCUCUGGACAGCAGGUGUGUGUGGGCCGGCUGCGGGAUGAGGGUCCUCUCGUUCACCGCCGACUACGACGUCUGCAGGAGCUUCGACACCAGACCCAACCUCAUCUUUCAGCAGCAGCGGUCGCUGGCCGGUGAAGCGUGUGUGUCUCGGAUGGUUGUGGAUAAAUAUGUGUACCUGAGCAAAGGGACGCCUGUGGUCGAGGUUUGGGACAAACGCAGCGAGAGGAUGGUGGACUCCAUCGACUGCGCUCAGAUCAUCAGAGAUGACUCCGGCUGUAAGAAGGCCAGCGAGGUGGACCCCGCCCCUAAUGUGGCCCCCCCCUGGGCCCAGGUGAAGGCCCUGCUGGUGCAGAGCGCUGCGACCCUGUGGAUCGGCACCCGGGGGGGGCACCUGCUGCUGCUGGAGCUCUGCAAACACCAGCCUCUGCAGGUGGUGGGGCCCUGCUGCGCCUCCAUCCGCUGCAUCAGCUCCGCUCUCAUAGAAACACUAAACUGGAAGAACGUGGUGCUGGUUCUGGGCAGAAAACUCCCACAGGACACAAAUCAGUUCGACGAGUCGGUGCUGAUGGUGUGGAACAGCACGCUGCCGAUGGAGGUCAAAGACCUGACGAAACACUGCGAGAAACGAGAGCAGAUCGCCGCCAAAAUGAGACAGCAGCUACCCGGUGACUGACCCACACGCUGAGCCUUCGUGGAAAGGGAUCCUCUCUGCAGUGGAGCGAUGUGUGAGCAGCUCACAUUAAAGGAUGUUUACCUCAGUUUCUGACAGCCAUACUGACUAUCAAGUGCACUGACCCAGAGCUAAUGAAGGAGAGCACAAUGCAAUGAACCACUCUGAAAGAAAAGCCAUUCAAGUAAUCAAUAUUUGUUGUUUUUGAAGAUGCACUUAUUUGCCGUGUUUCACCAGACAUCUUUUUGUGAUUAGUAAAGAGACAUGUUUCUAAAAGGGACACAGAUGGUCGGGUUGCGUUGUUAUCAGCAGCGCAGAUGUUCAGGAAGACCCCCUGCUCCUGAGAAGAAGUGUUUGUUUACCUGUUGUAUGAUUUAAAAAAAAAACUGGAAAGAAAGCCAAAGAAAAUAGCCUUUUAAAAAAGUGUAUAUUUGAUUAUUUAUUUGCACGUGUGUGUGUUUACCACUUCUCAUAUGCUGCCGACUUUCUACAAAGCUUUUAUGUCAUUUGAGUUACAUUUUGUGAAGUCAACAAUACGUAAAUGCUAUUUUAUUUACUGGGAUUGUGCUGUUUUUAUUUUCAGAGCAAGAAGGACGUGAGUGUGUGUAAACAUUGUAUUGGUUAUUCCUCUUUUUAUAAAAGU